CGCCUGUUCUCCACUCUCCACUACUGUCUUCUCUCCACUCUUCAGACUUCACUCUCCGCUCUCCACUCUCCCCUUUCCAGUCUCCGUUCUCCGUUCUCCAAUUUCCCCGGUCGCUCGGCACACCAUGCGUCAUCCCGACUACCCGUUUUGGAGCUGUAUUAGCCUUGUCGUUCUUCUUCUGCCUGCUCCUUGGCACUGGAAGGCCCGGAAUGCUCCUCUCGUCUGCCUCAUCGGCUGGCUGUGGCUGACUCACUUCGUCACCUUGGUCAACACCUUGGUGUGGGCUGACAACUUCGCCGAUAGUGCUCCUAUCUGGUGCGACAUCAGUGCCAGGAUUGUCAUGCUCCUUCUUUAUACCGUUCCUUUGUGUUCACUCGCUCAGAUGAGGCGUUUAGCGUCUGUUGCGUCACCACGACGCAAGCUUGUCUUAGAUCAACCUCGGAAACGGUACCGGUAUGCGGAGGAGCUCUUCCUCUGCGUCGUCUGCCCAUUACUCAUGCUUCCCGUCAACUAUACUGUCCAAGGUCAUCGAUAUGACAUCGCCGAGACGUGGGGGCCAAUGAUUCCUUCUGUUAUCUCAUGGCCAACUAUCGUGAUUCGGUUCAUUCUCCCAACGCUCAUUGCUUGCGCUUCUUUGUUCUACGCUGCUCUCGCCAUGCGUUGGUUUUUUGUUCGCCGGGCACAGUUCCGCUCUAUCCUCUCCGGCUCUGGCCUGACAACGGGGGUGUAUCUUCGCCUUUUGGGUCUUGCCAUUACCGACAGCAUUUUGUUGAUGUUCGGCACCGUGUUCAACCUGCUCAUCCUAUUUGUUGUACACGGAGCCGAUAUACAACCAACGUCAAGCUGGGACAGCAUUCACAGCAAUUUCGGCCUCGUCUCUCAAUUCCCUGAGGAGAUGUUCAACACCACCGUGACGGUGGACGUACCAUUUUAUCUGGCGGUCCUUUACGCUAUCAGCGUCUUCGCUUUUUUCAGUUUCGGCGAGGACGCCGUGGGACAAUACCUGAAGGUGUGGCGAUUUAUCAAACGCGCCCUCAACGUCCGGCAGAAGGAAGCCGUGGACAUCCCGACCCUAGGGUCCACGAUCGUCACUCUCACUGGUGCUGCGUGGGAGGAAGGGCCCCAGAUUGACAGGCGGGUGAGCAAGGACGACAGACAUUCCGAAUUCAGCCAUGUCGGAUCCGGCAUUGCUGUGACAGUUGAGCGUUCGGUCGUGUGAGAAGGUUCCUGUACUGAGGACGCCCGCUAUAAUGGAU
Cutaneotrichosporon oleaginosum is the source of this 1256-nucleotide messenger RNA. RefSeq lists its product as uncharacterized. Lineage: Eukaryota; Fungi; Basidiomycota; Tremellomycetes; Trichosporonales; Trichosporonaceae. Gene Ontology annotation, molecular function: mating-type factor pheromone receptor activity. Gene Ontology annotation, cellular component: plasma membrane. Gene Ontology annotation, biological process: G protein-coupled receptor signaling pathway. The record is from RefSeq and is a predicted model, not a curated record.